Pseudonaja textilis is the source of this 1045-nucleotide messenger RNA. RefSeq names its product RWD domain containing 1 (gene RWDD1). The record is from RefSeq and is a predicted model, not a curated record. Lineage: Eukaryota; Metazoa; Chordata; Lepidosauria; Squamata; Elapidae. Gene Ontology annotation, molecular function: protein binding.
CUCGCUCGCUCUCGCUCUCUCGCUCUCUCUCUCUUUUCCAGCCCCCGCCCCACCGGCUUCGCAUCUUCUGCGCGGGCUCCCCCUGCCGGCGGAGGCAAUUAGCGGGGUCGGCGCGUUCCAUGGCCGGCGGCGGGGGAUCAUGACCGACUACGGGGAGGAACAGCGCAAUGAGUUGGAGGCCUUGGAGGCCAUCUAUCCGGACUCCUUCACAGUGUUAUCAGAAAACCCUACAAGUUUCACUAUCACUGUGACAUCUGAAGCGGGAGAAAAUGAUGAAACUGUUCAGACGACUCUCAAAUUCACCUAUUCAGAAAAGUAUCCAGAUGAAGUUCCAUUAUAUGAAUUGCUUGCACAUGAAAAUCUUGAAAAUAAUGACAUUGCAGACUUAUUAAAACUAUUGCAGGAACAGGCAGAAGAGAAUCUAGGCAUGGUAAUGAUCUUCACAUUGGUAUCAGCUGUGCAAGAAAGACUGAAUGAAAUAGUAGAUUUAAUAAAAACAAGAAGAGAAGCAGAAAAAAAACAGAAGGAGAAAGAAGCAGAGGAGGCAGAAAAGCAAUGCUUUCAUGGCACCCCUGUCACUAUUGAAAACUUUCUACGCUGGAAGGCAACAUUUGAUUUGGAACUUUUAGAAAUUAAGAGAAAAAAAAUGAAAGAAGAAGAACAGUGCGGCAAAAAUAAAUUAACAGGAAAGCAGCUGUUUGAAACAGAUCAUAAUCUUGAUACGUCUGAUAUUCAGUUCUUAGAAGAUGCUGGAAACAAUGUGGAAGUAGAUGAAUCGUUGUUCCAGGAAAUGGAUGACUUGGAGUUGGAAGAUGAUGAGGACGAUCCAGACUAUAACCCUGUUCAUCUAGAUAGUGACUAGAUCUGAAAUUCCUCUAUUAGCUAUUUUGAUCCGUAGGUCUGGUUGGACACUUAUAGCCCGAAAGAUGCACAUGUGAUUUGGAUAUCUUUUUCUUCAAAGAGAAGGACGAAGUAUUUUAAGAUCAAGUGACUUCUUUUCUGGUGGCUUUCAUCCCUGGUAAUAAACAGACUUUAACAUUUGAGA